AUGCCUGACAACCGUAAAACGAUUGACGGAGCGGUUGGUGAAGGGUGGAAAGGCGCAUGGCUAGUUCAGGCAGCACAACCAAAUCCCAACAGUAACCCCAGUCCCAAGGGCCAAUUGUUAAGCAUAAGAAAAAGGGAUGCUGUUGGCGGGACUGGUUCGGGUUGGGGAGCCCUGAAUAAGGCAAUCAAGGCGUUGGCGACCUUUUGUUCUCUAGGCCAAAUGCCUUUAUUUAUCCCGGUAGAGAUUAUCAUCCACAUCCUUUCCUACUUGCGAGAGCAACCGCAGCCCAUUCGCCAGAAUACACUCUACUCCUGCUGCUUGGUGUCCCGACUAUGGUACUCAGCUGCUCUCCCUUUGCUCUACGAGAAGCCAUACAUAACUGGGGCGAAUUUCGAUGGUUUCACUCGAGCGGUCUGCCCAUCAGUGCAGGCGUAUGCUCCACGAGGUGACCUCGGGCGUUUCGUCCGCCGUUUGGAUUUCUCGAAACUCGUCCACAGCCUCACGACUAGCUUGACGACAAGAUAUCUGGGAGAGUUAAAGACAAAUGUUGAGGUUUUUAUUGCGCCGGCAAGCGGUUUUUCGGCAAUUAACCUCGUCACUCUUUCCAAAUGCAAAAAGCUUCGCUCCAUAGAUUUAUUACACGUAAUCAGAAAAAUCGAAUUCGAAGCCAUCAAGAAGGCACUCCAACACCUGGAUAAUCUCCGUCGUCUGCGCUUACCCAGGAGAACAAACAUCACUAUGGUAGCAAGUCACCUGUCCUGGCCACCAAAUCUCAGAACGCUUGAAAUCAGCGGAACGCUUGAUCGUACCACGAUUCUCACAUUCGACUGGCCGCCGAAGCUCUCCAGCCUAACACUAGCAGGGAAAGCCCUCAAAGAUCCAGCAUUGAUACCAGCUGUCCUGAACAACUCUUAUCUGCGCACCCACUUGAAAAGCUUGAGAAUCCCAUAUGAAACGCAUUACACGCCUCAGCAUGCUGAGCUUCUACUUCAUUCUAUUCCCAACUUGCAUUACCUUUCGAUCCAGGGGGAUUUGGCCAAACCGCCGUUCUUCCAUACCCUCGCUUCGUUGCCUUGGCCGCUACCGUUGGAGAUCCUCGCCUUUGAACAAUCCCAGGGAUUUCCAGACUUUUCGAAGGAAGAUUUUCUCCAUGCGCUGGAUGGGGGGUUAAGGAACCUUCGAUUGCUUGGUUUACAUGAAUCUCAUCCAUCUAAGCUGAGGAUCGUGUCUGAUGACGAACUCGAUGAGUUGUUGAGGCGUAACGCUCAGAGAGCAGGUCACUCUCUGGACAAGAUUGAGAGUGGAGAUAUCCCUGUUGGAGUUUAUCAUUUUGGUUGA
Messenger RNA from Histoplasma mississippiense, 1338 nucleotides. RefSeq lists its product with no specific name. The transcript is spliced from 4 exons. Bases 1 to 1338 code for a protein of 445 amino acids. Gene Ontology annotation, molecular function: protein binding. The record is from RefSeq and is a predicted model, not a curated record. NCBI's taxonomy places the organism in Eukaryota, Fungi, Ascomycota, Eurotiomycetes, Onygenales, Ajellomycetaceae.